Messenger RNA from Anopheles nili, 432 nucleotides. Its product is annotated as cuticle protein 19-like. Gene Ontology annotation, cellular component: extracellular matrix. The coding region runs from base 43 to 432 and encodes 129 amino acids. NCBI's taxonomy places the organism in Eukaryota, Metazoa, Arthropoda, Insecta, Diptera, Culicidae. The record is from RefSeq and is a predicted model, not a curated record. The transcript has a single exon.
AACAUUCACCCGUGCUCCAAACACCAAAGAAUCAUUACCAAAAUGAUGAAAUUGACCAUCGUUGUCCUGGCCGUCCUGGCUGUCGUUGCUGCAGGAGAAUACGAGCACCACGACUACCAUUCGCAUCCGAGCUACAAGUUCGAGUACGGCGUGAAGGACCCCCACACUGGUGAUCACAAGAGCCAGUGGGAACAUCGAGAUGGAGAUGUCGUCAAGGGAGCCUAUACCCUGCAUGAGGCCGAUGGAACUGAGCGAGUGGUCGAGUACUCGUCGGACAAGCACAACGGAUUCCAGGCUCACGUAAAGCGUGUGGGUCAUGCUCACCAUCCGGAGGUGUAUGGACAUCAUGAGGAGGGUCACUCGUAUGGUGGACACGGACAUGGACAUGCCAGCAGCUACGCCAAUGGAAACCUCUAUCAGCACCAUCACUGA